Messenger RNA from Medioppia subpectinata, 1563 nucleotides. The record is from the annotation of a GenBank genome assembly. NCBI's taxonomy places the organism in Eukaryota, Metazoa, Arthropoda, Arachnida, Sarcoptiformes, Oppiidae.
AUGGAUUCACAACAGAAUAACAACAUAUCGGCAGUGAAUGACCGGAUGUCUCACAAAUACAGACGAUAUUUCUGUCCACAAGAGAACUGUUUCCGACAUUACUCUUCGAAGAAAGGUUUGGAUUAUCACCGAAAGAAUGGCACUCAUGAGUAUAGAGACAAGACAUACAUCUGUGGUAUCAAUGCAUGUGUUUAUAAGACUUUAUCCAAACAUGAGUUACAGAAACACAUAUCGAGUGAACACAACGAGACGUUUGUCUGUGAUUUCAUUGGCUGUGGAAAGAAAUUUAUGACAAUAUAUAACCUGAAAGAUCACAAAGACUUGCAUUCGGAUGAGACCUAUGAGUGCGAUGUCGACGACUGUCACGAAGUGUUUGUCACUAAACGAUAUUUAAAUCGACACAAAAGGAUAAAACACACGUCAAAGACAUCACUGCCUGGAAGUGAUAGCAAUGAAAGCACAACUCAAGUGAAGAUCAGAAAAGAUAAUAAAUGCGAAACAAAUGCCAAAAGAAAAGUGAAAUCAAAUACAAGUGAAGCGAAAGACAGCGAAACAGAAGAGUAUAAUAACGGGUCGAGUGAUGAAGAAAUGGACGACAAGUCAGACACCGAUUGCACCCAAAGACGGCCUAAGAAGAAGAAAAUCAGUGUCAAAACUAAGGGUCGGUUUGUCUGUGAUUUUAUGGGAUGUGAUAAGACAUUUGCGGAGAGACGUGAUCUCAAUAAUCAUUACGACAUUCAUUUGGGAACAACCUAUCGAUGCUCUGAAGGCGACUGUAAGGCAACGUUUGCCACUAUAUUUAGUUUAAAUAAACACAUUCGUGGAAAACACGGCUUUCAAUACCGUUGCGAUUAUAAGAGAUGUGAUUAUAAGACCGGAUGUCUAUCGUAUCUAAAAUCACAUCAAAUCAGUCAUUCAAAUGAACACCAAUUCAAGUGUUCAAUCAAUGGCUGCGAUAAGACUCAUAAAAGAGAAGUUCAGUUGAAUAGACAUCAGUUGAGAGCACAUCCCGACUCGUUUGCAGACAUACCAUGGAUUGAAUGCUCGCAUACGGGCUGUCAGUAUAGGACUAAAUGUAAGCCAAACUUUACGGAACACAUGAAAACUCAUUCAAAGCCCUAUCGAUGCGAUGAAUGCGGAAAAUCUUUCGGUUCGAGUAAAAGUCUUAACACUCAUAAGAGGAGUCACAACAAGUCGUCGCAAAUCCCGUGUGAAUGGUAUGGAUGUGAGCGAAGGUUCACUACUAAGAGUGCAAUGAAAGCACAUAUGAAUUCACACACUUGUGAGACCACAUACCGGUGCCAAUGGCCCGGUUGUGACAACACUUAUGUUAAUAAAACGUCGUUAAGUAUACACCAAACGAGAGUACACAAGGGUUUGUUGGAAAACAAGUGUCAUUGGCCUGAAUGCGAGUACUCGACCACUAAUCCCAUUAGACUUCAUAAUCAUAUCGAUAGACAACACAAGGGUCUGCAGGACUACCGGUGCUCUCAUACGGGCUGUGAUUAUACGACCACUAAAUGCGGGGAAUUAGACACACAUAUGAAGAUUCAUAACAACUGA